This is a messenger RNA of Stereum hirsutum FP-91666 SS1, 1677 nucleotides long. RefSeq lists its product as uncharacterized. The coding region runs from base 1 to 1677 and encodes 558 amino acids. The transcript has 8 exons. The record is from RefSeq and is a predicted model, not a curated record. NCBI's taxonomy places the organism in Eukaryota, Fungi, Basidiomycota, Agaricomycetes, Russulales, Stereaceae.
AUGUGUCGGAAUUUAGAAUGGAUUUGCUCUUGCAUGAGGCCUCCCGCACCUGCUCCAUGGAAUGAUAAUGUGUACGAGCUCGCCCGCGAGUGGGCCCGUAAAUACGAUGUCUCGCUAGGGUGCCUUUAUUGUGCUAUCGACGGCUUGUACAAGCGCAUGCUCUUCCUCCCACAAGAAUCUGUUGGUGCGGGUGUUGCGAGGCCACACGAACGUGACCGCCAAGAAGGACGCAACGACGAAAUGUGUCUGUCACAAGAACUGGACGAGUCCGGUCCAACUGGCAUGCGAAUGCUGUGUCCGAAGCAGUGCAAGUGUGCGGCGGACGAGGAGGCGGACGAGGUCGUGGAGAUCAGCGGGGCGGAGUUGCAACGCUACGAGGAGCGUAGCCGGGAGAUUCAUGAAGAAUUAUGUAAAUUCGUCCUGGAUUGUAACAACCCAAAUCCUCCUCGCAGGAUCGCCGAUUAUUUUGACCCACUAGAUUGUACCGGUCUACCUGAGACCACUCUAAAAGAAAUUGACGAAUCGAAAAACAACUUUGGCCUCCGCCUGAAAGCCGGCUCGAGCAACUUACCCCUUCAUGUCGUCCCACGUCUGGCUCGCCGCCGAUCUGCCCCUCUCCCCGCUGCUGUCAUUCCCACGUUACCCGUACUUGGUGCCUUCUCCCUACGAAACCUUUCGUCUCCCAGUAUAUUUUACGGACUGGCAAGCAAGACAUUUAAGACAACAAUUCCAAGGCUCUUACCUGACCGGCGAAAAAUCGUGGACGCAACCGAUCAGUCUAUCUCAGAUGCAUGGAGGGAGCACUUCCGCCUGCACUGCAAUUGUCGGCCGCUUUCGGGCUGGAAUGCUCUACACGAAUUGCCUAACGGGAGAAAUUGUCUGCUUGGGAGACUCGCAGGUGAUUGUGGACACCCGGAGCCGGAACCUGCACCGGCCAUUCGGGGUCGAUGGGCUGGUAUGUCGCAAGAAGACUGGGCUCUCAUUCGGCUGGAGGGCCAAGCCCGACUACAGAAUCUCCUCAGCGGCAAAAUUGACGACACGUCUUCUUUGCCGGGGGCCCCAGUGCCAGUGGUGGGCGACACACAUGCUUCGUCGAGGUCUAGGAGAUCUUCUGCGGUGCUGACCCCUGGUCUUACUGGUGAUGUCGACGACAACUCGAACUCUGUUUUGGAAUCCUUGCUUCCGGUCGCAUCUUCACUUGACGCUGUUUCUGAACCGUCGAGCUCAAGCCGCGAGUUUACUCUGGCAUCGAAUAAGGCCUCUCGUGGUUCGUCCACCGAUAGUGUCACGUCUACCGCGGCGUCCUCAGCUGGUUCAACGGCCUUCGCGCGUUCCGUCUCCACUGUCUCCACGUCCACCACUGCAUCCACGUCCACUGCCGCGACCUCGUCCUCGACUUCCUCGACGCUACGCAUUCGCAUCCCUGCACCUUCGAAACGCAUGAAGGGGGAUGCCGCAAAGAAAUUAGAUUGUAUAGUUGAAUGCAGCGAUGAGGAGGACGACGAUACUCCUUUCGAGUCCGAGCCACCGAGGCCGAGCGCCCGUAUUGCGCCUUUGGAAUGCGUAGGGGAGGAGAAACAGGAGAAGAGGAUGCUCAAAAGAACCAACAGGCGUUACUCUGACGAUGAUAGUGAGCGUGAGGAGAAGUGGGCUGAGAAACGUCGCAGGGUAGAUUGA